Drosophila ficusphila is the source of this 6463-nucleotide messenger RNA. RefSeq names its product receptor-type guanylate cyclase Gyc76C. Lineage: Eukaryota; Metazoa; Arthropoda; Insecta; Diptera; Drosophilidae. Gene Ontology annotation, biological process: cGMP biosynthetic process; protein phosphorylation; receptor guanylyl cyclase signaling pathway. The coding region runs from base 956 to 5515 and encodes 1519 amino acids. Gene Ontology annotation, molecular function: protein kinase activity; peptide receptor activity; ATP binding. The record is from RefSeq and is a predicted model, not a curated record. The transcript is spliced from 18 exons.
UAUUACUUUUUACCGCACACCAAAUAGGGGUUAAACAACUCACACCAUUGCUGUUUCUUUCGCUCGGCUAGCUCGGGUUAUCGGCUCAACCGUUUGAACAAACGUCCCAAUUGGAAAAACGCUGUCCAAUGUAAAGUUUCUGUAGACCAGGUUGAAAAAGCGCCUCUAGCGGACAAAAAUUACUGGCGAAUCGUUGGUUCAGGUUCAGUCCGUUAAGGUUCGGAUAGCGCUCUCGGGACUGACGAACACGACGAGACUACCGUAUUUAUUCUACCAUGGCACUAUGGGGCAAACAAUCACUUUUUGUGCCAUUACUUCAAAAGCCGCGACGGAAAACAGAAAACGCGGACGAAACUCGCAGCCGAAGAGCGAGCAAAGGCGAGUAAAUAGCUAACCCAGCAACAAAAGCACAAAGUGAACAAUCGUAAAACAACCAAAAGGCAAGCCAAUUAGAAAAAUAAACACAGUGCAAAAACCCAGCAAAAAACAGGAGAAUAGAAAAGAAAGCGCCGAGAAAACGGAAAAACAAAAAGUUUAUCUAACUGUGAAUCCGAGCGCCAACGUGGGAGGCAUCCGAAACGAAAACAACGGAUAAAAAGGCAGAGAGAGAAGAGUAAAGCGAUCUCUGGCAAAGCUGACGACAAAACGCCAAGGCCAACCAAUCUCCAGCUCCUGAUCAAUGUAAACAUUUAUGUUCCCGUUAACAAAAGGAACUGCAGUUGAUUGCCAGACUUUAUGGUUUAUCCUGAUACGCCAGCCACAUAUAUCCCUCGUAGUAAUUGUCAAUUCACAACAACAGUAGUACCAAUCGUCCAAUAAUCACACUUUCGCCGCUGUUCUUUAUAUUAAACCAACAAUUGCGGCUCGGUAUUACAGGCUAUCCAACAUAAAUCCCGCUGUGAGAAUCUGUUGGGACCCAUAGGCGUCGCGCUGAACGGCCCCGGCCUAAGGGGCCAUGACGCGUUGGCCCUUUAAUCUUCUACUCUUGCUGUCGGUGGCGGUACGCGACUGUAGCAAUCACCCCACCGUCCUCACCGUCGGCUACCUGACGGCGCUCACUGGCGAGCUCAAGACGCGCCAGGGACUGGCCAUUUCCGGUGCCCUGACUAUGGCCCUGGAUGAGGUCAACAAAGAUCCCAAUCUGCUGCCAAAUGUGACGCUGGAGCUGCGCUGGAAUGACACCAAGGGGGACACGGUACUGGCCACCAAAGCCAUAACCGAGAUGAUAUGCGAUGGCAUUGCAACCAUUUUCGGACCGGAAGGACCUUGCUACGUGGAGGCCAUCGUGUCGCAGAGUCGAAACAUUCCAAUGAUUUCCUAUAAAUGCGCAGAGUACCGUGCAUCCGCCAUACCGACGUUCGCCCGGACGGAACCGCCAGACACGCAGGUCGUUAAGUCGCUGCUUGCCCUCCUGCGAUAUUAUGCGUGGAACAAGUUCUCCAUCCUGUACGAGGACGUGUGGGGUCCGGUGGCAGAUCUGCUCAAGGAUCAGGCCACCAAGCGAAACAUGACCAUCAACCACAAGCAAUCCUUUAUCGAUAAUCGGGCCAAAUGCUGCGAACUGAUGCUGGACUGCUGUCGCUCUGGCUAUUGGUACCAGCUUGUGCAGAACACGAUGAACCGCACCCGAAUCUACGUGUUUCUGGGGGCGGCCAACAGUCUGGUGGACUUCAUGAGCUCCAUGGAGACCGCUGGACUGUUUGCUCGUGGCGAGUAUAUGGUGAUCUUUGUGGACAUGAUGGUCUAUUCAGAGCGGGAGGCAGAAAAGUAUUUGCGCAGGGUGGAUCAAAUAGCUCUCAUGUCGAAUUGCCACAGCACCGAGAACUUCAACCAGCUGGCCCGCAGUCUGCUCGUCGUGGCCUCAACGCCUCCUACAAAGGACUACAUUCAGUUCACCGAACAAGUGCAGAAGUACAGCUCGAGGCCGCCAUUCAACUUGUCGAUUCCAAAGCUCUUUGUUGAAAGUAAUUUUAGCAAGUUCAUAUCGAUCUAUGCCGCCUACCUGUACGAUUCGGUGAAACUUUAUGCCUGGGCUGUGGACAAAAUGCUGCGCCAGGAGACGCGAGUGCUGACCGAUGAGGUGAUCUUCGAAGUGGCCAGCAACGGGACUCGGGUCAUCGAUACCAUAAUCAAAAACCGUACUUAUAUGAGCAUCACUGGAUCCAAGAUCAAGAUCGAUCAGUAUGGCGACUCGGAAGGCAACUUCUCGGUGCUGGCCUACAAGCCCCACAAGUGGAACAACUCGAACAACAUGCCCUGCAACUACCACAUGGUUCCCGUGGCGUACUUUCACCAAGGCGAAGAACUUCCAGAGUACAAGCUGAUCAAUGGUUCCAUAGAUUGGCCGUCGGGCGGCGAGAAGCCCACGGAUGAGCCGAUGUGCGGGUUUGCCAACGAACUGUGCAAAAAGGAUGACACCCACUACACGUCCACGGUUGCCGCCGUGGUUCUGGGCGUGCUGCUCUUCUGCUCCGGAGUGAUCACCAUGAGCAUAUAUCGCAAGUGGAAAAUAGAACUGGAGAUCGAGGGCUUGCUCUGGAAGAUAGACCCCAACGACAUUAAGGGUUAUUCCGGCAACGAGAUCGUGUCCUCUCCCAGUAAAGUCAGUUUGAUGAGUGCGCAGAGCUACGGUUCCCGCUGGACCAACCAGUUCGUGACCUCCACAGGUCGCCUGCGUGGGGCUGUGGUCCGAAUCAAGGAGCUGAAGUUCCCCCGCAAGCGCGACAUUUCCAGGGAGAUCAUGAAGGAGAUGCGCUUGCUGCGCGAACUGAGACACGACAACAUCAACAGCUUCAUUGGCGCCAGCGUGGAGCCCACGCGCAUCCUUCUAGUCACCGAUUACUGUGCCAAAGGCAGUCUCUACGACAUCAUCGAGAACGAGGACAUCAAGCUGGAUGACCUAUUCAUUGCCUCACUCAUUCAUGACCUUAUAAAGGGCAUGAUCUACAUACACAACUCUCAACUGGUCUACCACGGCAACCUCAAGUCCUCGAAUUGUGUGGUCACCUCGCGCUGGAUGCUCCAAGUAACUGACUUCGGGCUGCACGAAUUGCGUCAGUGCGCCGAAAACGAGUCCAUCGGGGAGCAUCAGCACUAUAGAAAUCAACUGUGGCGUGCCCCCGAGCUGCUGCGAAAUCACAUCCACGGCAGCCAGAAGGGCGAUGUGUACGCCUUUGCCAUCAUCAUGUACGAGAUAUUUAGUCGUAAGGGUCCGUUCGGACAAAUCAACUUUGAACCAAAGGAAAUCGUGGACUAUGUCAAGAAGCUACCGGUCAAGGGCGAGGAUCCGUUUCGGCCGGAAGUGGAGUCCAUCAUAGAGGCCGAGUCCUGUCCGGACUACGUGCUGGCCUGCAUCAGGGACUGCUGGGCCGAAGAUCCCGAGGAGCGGCCCGAAUUCAGUGUCAUACGCAACCGCUUGAAAAAGAUGCGAGGCGGCAAAACCAAAAACAUCAUGGACCAAAUGAUGGAAAUGAUGGAGAAAUAUGCCAACAACUUGGAGGACAUUGUCACCGAGCGCACUCGUCUCCUCUGCGAGGAAAAGAUGAAGACGGAGGACCUGCUGCAUCGCAUGCUGCCGCAGUCGGUGGCCGAGAAAUUGACCAUGGGUCAGGGCGUCGAGCCGGUAUCCUAUGACUUGGUCACCAUCUAUUUUAGCGACAUUGUUGGUUUUACUGCAAUGUCUGCGGAGAGCACACCGCUGCAAGUGGUGAACUUUUUGAAUGAUCUCUACACAGUGUUCGAUCGCAUCAUACGCGGCUAUGAUGUGUACAAGGUGGAAACAAUAGGAGAUGCCUACAUGGUGGUCUCGGGUCUGCCCAUCAAGAAUGGGGAUCGACACGCGGGGGAGAUAGCUUCGAUGGCCCUGGAGCUGCUCCAAGCGGUGAAGCAGCACCGCAUUGCCCACCGUCCGAACGAGACGCUGAAGCUGCGCAUCGGGAUGCACACGGGUCCGGUGGUGGCGGGCGUGGUCGGGCUCACGAUGCCGAGGUACUGCCUCUUCGGGGACACCGUCAACACAGCGUCGCGAAUGGAGAGCAACGGCGAGGCGCUCAAGAUCCACAUUUCCAACAAGUGCAAGCUGGCGCUGGACAAACUGGGCGGGGGCUACAUCACCGAGAAGCGUGGCCUGGUCAACAUGAAGGGCAAGGGCGAGGUGGUCACCUGGUGGCUCACCGGGGCGAACGAGAACGCGAUACAGAAGAAGCUGGUGGACAUGAUGGACAUGCCGCCGCCGCUGUUCAGUCGCCCGCGCAAGAGCCCCAAACUCAAUCCCGACUCCCGCCAGCCGAGCAUCCAGGCCAUGCACUUCUGCGGCACCGGAUCGAGGCGCCAGAGCACCGUUCCCCGGCCGAUGGACGGCGAGUCCACGUACAGUCUGCAGGGGUCCGUGAGGGACUCGCCGCGCAUGGUCAGCAAGCGGGACAGGGAUCGCGAGCGACCCUCCAUCAAUGGACUGGGCGCAGGGCACCUCAUGGGCGGAGCUCUCCUCGAGUCCGCUCAGGCCUCGCUCAGCACGCUGAAUCAUUCCGAAACAAACGAAACGAACUGUGAUAUGGAUGGGGGAUCGGGAGGAGUGUCGGCAUCGGGAUCGGGGUCCGGCCUGGUGCGCCAGCCCAAUGCGCUGCACAAGCCGCUGGCCAUGGUGCGCCCGCACAGGAUCAUCAGUGCCGCCCAGUUGCCCCAACUGGGCGACAUCGAGGACGACUCCGCGGAGACGCUGCUGCGCGAGUCCCGCUCCCUGGACCCCAUGCCCAUGCAGCAACUGCGCAAACGACACGAGAGGGUCAAGCUGCCGCCCUCCAAGCUGUCCAAGAACAACUCGCGAUCGCUGGACACGGGUGUGUCGCUGAUCAGUGGCAAUCCCAACGGGGAGGCGGAGUCGAGUCAGCUGCACCUGGAUGACGAGAUGUCCGCCAAUCCGGUAGACGCCACCGAUGGCUACGACGACGAGCUGGGCCUGCUGAUGCGGCACGACAACGGUCAGCUGCCCGCCCUCCGCUAUUCGGGCAGUUUUCCCAACGCCCAGAUCAGCAUUGUUCCCGCAGGAGGAGGAGGAGGCGGAGGGGGUAGCAACUGUGCCAAGCAUCUGAACAACAACUGCAACGGCGGGGUGAGCAUCGAGGAUGAUCUGGAGUCGCCGCUGCUGCAGCGGCAGGCCUCGCUCUCCGUGCCGCCGGAGGAGAUGCCGGGACACACCAAGCGCUGGCACUCGCUGGAGCACAUGGACGGACCCGGCGGCCACGGCGGGAACAGCGUGAGCUACGCCGCCGACAUCGAUAACCGCCAGCCCGGAGACCUGGACUUUCUGAGCGGCUCCUCCAAUCAGCACAGGGCCAAAACUCCCGGCGGGAGCAAGCUGACCAACUGGAUGUCCAACAUCUUCAAGGGCAACGGGGUGCGCAGCGGUGAGGCUAGGCGAGUGGGAAUCCUGCCCAGCGGAGUGCACGGAGCACGAACCGGAUUCACGGACAUGGCGGCCUCGGCAGCGGCCCGGGAUCGCGAGAGUAUAGUGUAGGGAUGUCGAGGAGGCAGAGUAGAAACUAAGCGAGGAGGAGCAGGAUGACCAGGAUGAGCUGGAAUGGAGAUGAGGAAGGAGGUGGAAAAGUUACUCAGGAACCGUGUCGAGCAGGAAACGAUCGUCUUCUGGCUUAUUUCUUUGUUUUAUGUAUUGUAGCUUGUAUUGAUCGAACGAUUUGUGUGUCUGUGUUGGAAGUCAUCCACCUAUAAACGUGUGACCAGCCUGUUCCGAAACAGUUGAUCACUCUGGCAUUGCAGGACUUCAAUUGUCCUAUGGAAUUCCAAACUAUUUUAUUCGAUUCCAAGCCAAGUCCUGCGAUCCCGAAGUGGAACAGCGAACAGAAGCUGAAGCGAAAAUCAUACAUAGUAUAUAUUUGAUAACUCUACAUACAUACAUAUUAGAGAAGCCGAAAAAACCGUCUAGUCACAAGGUCUUCAGACUAGUUAUUGUUUUAUAUAAAAUACACACACCCACACAUCUAAAUGUACGUUUGUAAAUGUAACACAUACACACACACACACAACCACACACACACAUAUUUAUACGACGAUAAAGAAUCAAAAACAAAUAUUUUAUGUAAAUGUAAUCGAACACUUUUGCUUUCUAUACAAGAUGCGCUGCAGCAAACAAAUUAUGCUUAAAACAGAAACUAGUUAAUUUAUAUAUUUGAAAACAAAAAGAGAGUGGAAAAAUGUAAUGUAUCAAUGUGUUUUGCUAGUACGUAGUUAAGUGAGUGUGAUUGUACGUAAUAUUUAAGUCUACAACUAAAAUAAUAAUUUUAAUUAAUUCAUUAUAAACGAGAAUUGUGAGCAGAGAGGAGCGAUAAAGUCGCCCGAUCCGUGGUGUUUUAGCUGUAUGUAUGUAUGUAUAUUUUUAAAAGAAAAUUUGUUAAAUUUGCCAUAUAUAAAUACAAACAAGAAACUAUUAAAAAUUUGUUUGCCAGGA